AUGUCAUCCUGGCUUCAGCGCCAGGGUAGCUCCCAUCAGUCGCAGCUGGCUGCUACGGCCGUACUCUCGGGCGCCGCAGUCGCUGGCGUCAUUCUCGGCUACCAAGCGCUUCGGCGGAAAGAAGCCGUCCAGCAGCUCAAGGCCUCGAUCCCAAGUAUCGACGAACAACAUCACGCAGAGAAGCUCACAGAUUAUGGAGUUUCCGCCGCCACGCAACUGAGCAAAGAAGACGAGCGCAGCGCCGCUCUCGCCCGUCGAGCACAAGAAGGCGAUUACGAUGACGACCUCGUCCUCGAACAGCUCGCCCGGAACCGCGUCUUCCUGACGGACGAGGGCCUCGCGAAGCUCCGAUCCUCCUACAUCGUGGUCGUCGGCUGCGGCGGGGUGGGCUCGCACGCGGUGGCCGCGCUGGCGCGCUCGGGCGUGUCCAAGAUCCGGCUGAUUGACUUCGACCAGGUGACGCUCUCGUCGCUGAACCGGCACGCGCUGGCGACGCUGGCGGACGUGGGCACGCCCAAGGUGCACUGCAUCCGCAAACGCCUGGAGCAGAUCGUGCCGUGGGUGAAAUUCGACUGCCGCAACGAGCUGUUCGGCGGAUCGGUGGCCGAGAAGCUGCUGGCGCCGUGGGCGCAGAACGACGGCGACAAGGGCCGCAAGCCGGACUUCGUGCUCGACUGCAUCGACAACAUCACCUCCAAGGUGGAGCUGCUGCACUACUGCCACACCCAGGGGAUCCCCGUCAUCUCCGCCAUGGGCGCCGGCUGCAAGUCGGACCCGACCCGCGUGACGGUCGGGGACAUCUCGCACAGCACGGACGACCCGCUGUCGCGCAGCACGCGCCGCCGCCUCAAGCUCCUCGGCGUGACGACCGGCAUCCCCGUGGUGUUUUCGACGGAAAAGCCCGGCCCCGGGAAGGCGACCCUGCUGCCCCUGGCCGAGGAGGAGUUCUCCAAGGGCCAGGUGGGCGAGCUGAGCGUGCUGCCGGACUUCCGCGCGCGCAUCCUGCCCGUGCUGGGCACCAUGCCCGCCGUCUUCGGCUACACUCUCGCCAACCACGUCAUCUGCGCCAUCGCCGGCUACCCGCAGGACUACAGUAUCGGCGGCAAGGGCCGCGACAAGCUGUACGACGGCGUCCUGGCCGCCCUGCAAGGCACCCACGAGCGUCUGGCCCGCGCCGAGUACGGGCCCACCCUCGUCGGCCUGCGGUUGCCCGUCAGCAAGGAUGAUGUCGGCUACCUGGUCGACGAGAUUUGGCGCGGCAAGAGCGCCGUCAGCGGUCUCCCCAGUCGCGUCUGCCUGGUGCCAUGGGAGCGGCCGCCGCGCGGCUUCGCCCCGGACCCGGAGUGGAUGCAGCAGGGCCAGACCUAUGUGCCUGUCGAGAUGAAGAACCUGGUCUGCAUGACCAAGGAUGAGGCUACCCGCCAUGAGAAGGAGGUUCUGCUCGGGGGCAAGACGCUCGAGGAACUGUACGAUGAAAAGACGAUCGAGAUGGUGCGGAAGCGCCAGAAGGAGAUCGAUUUCUACGAACAAUAUCGCUCGACUGCCGGAACAGCUCCCGCUGCUUCGAGGCAUUGCAUUGCCGAUGAGUCAAUGAGCUCGAGGGCUAUGGUCCUGUCCAUCGUCACGGCGCCGCGCUUCCGGCGCUAUGCGAUCAUCUACACCACACUGUUUCUGUCCUGUCUGCUGGGGUGGGAGUUCGUGCUGUCGCCGCGGUUGCAGGAGCACUCGGAGUUGACCAAGUCGCUGGACCCGAACUCGAAGGAGACGGUGGGCGGGUGGUACGGGACCAAUGCGCUGCCGAGCUUCGAGGGCGUCCUGCAGCUGAAGACGUUGGAUUCGUCGCUGCUGCCGGCGAAGGAGACGCCCAAGGCGGGCGCGGAGAGCACGAGACGAUUGAUUGUGGUGGGGGACGUGCAUGGGUGCCGGAUGGAGUUGGAACGCCUCCUCGACGAAGUCACCUUCAAUGACAAGACCGACCACCUCAUCUUCACCGGCGACCUGAUCAACAAGGGCCCCGACAGUCCCGGCGUGGUCGACCUGGCCCGGAAACACGCCGCAUCCUGCGUGCGCGGCAACCACGAAGAUCGCGUGCUGCUGGUGCGCCAAGAACUCGCGGAGAUGGACGCCAUGACGGACACGUCGGGCGACGAGUACAUGGACGGGCUGUCGACUUCCGGCGCCCAAAGAGAUCUCCAAUUGGCCCGCAACCUCACCGACGAGCAGGCGGAGUGGCUCGACGCCUGUCCCGUGAUCCUGAACGUCGGCCACAUCCCCACGAUGGGCCAGGUCGCCGUGGUGCAUGGCGGGCUGGUCCCCGGGGUGGAUUACGACAAGCAGGAUCCUUUCAGCGUGAUGAACAUGCUGACGAUCGAUCUGGACACCCAUCUCCCGAGUUCCAGUCGCGAUGGGAAGAAGUGGACCAAGUUCUUCAACAAACACCAAUCCCUCACCUACAAAUCCACCAAGCACGCCGACGCCCAGGCCACCGACUCCCAGGCCACGACCGUCAUCUACGGCCACGACUCCAAGUCCUCCCUCAGCAUCAACACCUACACCAAGGGUCUGGACUCGGGCUGCGUCAAGGGCGGGGAGCUGACCGCCUUGGUCAUCGCCGACGGCGGCGACCAGAAAGUCAUCCAGGUCCGGUGUAACAACUAUCUGGAGAAGUAGACUGUUCUUGGUGCCAAGUGUCUGUUUCUGGGCGAUGAUCUUGCUGUUUCUUUAUAUAUACAUACAUGAUUCUUCUGCUGGUCUGGAGAGGAUGUAUCAAUGGCUUUCUUUUUUUCUGGGUUGAUUGGGCAACUUAUGCAUAUGCAUGUGCACGGCGUUCUUCUGAGGUGCGUGUGGUUUUGGAUUUAGUGGAAUUAGCAUCGUUGAGUUGAAUGGAUGUACUGUAUACAUUUCCCUGACCAUUGAGCCGGGGUAUCAGACCACAGUCUUCUGGUGGGAGCACCUCUAAGUCAAUCUACUGCAGUGUAUACAGCUAGGCCUUAUCAACAACAGCCAACCCAGAGC
Molecule: messenger RNA, 3015 nt
Organism: Aspergillus brunneoviolaceus CBS 621.78
Lineage: Eukaryota; Fungi; Ascomycota; Eurotiomycetes; Eurotiales; Aspergillaceae
Exons: 7
Coding region: 1-2670 (889 amino acids)
Biological process (GO): cyclic threonylcarbamoyladenosine biosynthetic process
Cellular component (GO): mitochondrial outer membrane
Molecular function (GO): tRNA threonylcarbamoyladenosine dehydratase activity; ubiquitin-like modifier activating enzyme activity; hydrolase activity
Source: RefSeq, a predicted model, not a curated record